AUGGGUGAAGUAGAGGAGGUGCACAAACAGAUAAAGGCUGAUAUGUCGACCCUGAAAGAUCAAAUGGCUUCCAUGACGGAAGCCAUGCUAAGCAUGAGAAGAUUAAUAGAAAGUAACAUAGCUGCGGCAGCCGCCACUAACACCGCCACUAAGGCAGAUCCCAUCCUUCCGUUUGCAACGAAUCCAGCACACCAACUCGCCCCAGACAUAGUGGGACCAGGUGAAGAAGUAUUAGGGAGUACCGGUGGCCCGCAUUUGGGGUAUAACAAAAAUGCUUACCCCUACGGCUUACCCCCCAAUUUCACACCACCCACCAUGCACGAGAACAUGGAUCAUGUCGUUCUCGUUACCUUCGAAGGUCAACUUCCUCAUCCUAUAGGGGGCGCCCGCGAAGAGCCUCGGGAGCAUGCCCAAGUUGACGUUGACUUAUACCCCCCGUUCAUCGCCGAGGGACCGGCGUUCAAUGCCAUGCCUCAGCCUAAUACUGCGGGAGCCUCUCAACCCCGCCCGAUGCAACCACUACAUUUCUUCGUGGGGGGGUCACCUUUAGCAAUGAAGGGAAAAGAAAAGCUUGAUCUCAUCGAAGAGAGAUUAAGAGUGGUCAAAGGGUUCGAUGAUUACCCUUUUGCUGAUGUGACUGAUUUGUGUUUGGUACCAGAUGCGGUCAUUUCUCCCAAAUUCAAGGUACCGGAUUUUGACAAGUACAAGGCGACCAAUUGCCCCAAAAAUCACUUAAAGAUGUAUUGUCGGAAGAUGGGGUCGUACUCAAGGGACGAGAAGCUGCUCAUGCACUUCUUCCAAGACAGCUUGGCCGAAGCAACAGUCAUGUGGUACACCAACUUGGAAGCCUCUUGUGUCUGCUCGUGGAAAGAUUUGAUCACUGCCUUUAUUAGGUAG
Molecule: messenger RNA, 897 nt
Organism: Glycine soja
Lineage: Eukaryota; Viridiplantae; Streptophyta; Magnoliopsida; Fabales; Fabaceae
Exons: 1
Coding region: 1-897 (298 amino acids)
Source: RefSeq, a predicted model, not a curated record